AUGGCGGUCACGCUCUCUGCCGCCGCCGCUGCCGGCUCGCUUCCACGCAAGUGGGGCGGCGUCUUUGGUCAGGAGCGCGGCGGCGACGGGUGUGCCACCGGCCGCGGCGACGUGGAGAGCGUGGCGGUUGAGGAGGCGGAAGAAGCGCCAAAGUUCCGUGCUGUCCGCCCCUUCCACCCCGGCCGGCUGCACGCGGCGCUGCAGCGACUCGCGAGCCCCGAUGUGCCCGAGGAGAGGGGCUUGCGCCUCGAGGGCAUCGCAUGGCUCGCGACGCAGCCCAACCUGCAGGGCCUCGUCAGCACCAACGAGGCGGGCGCCUGCGUCGUCGAGCCCGGCGACCCGUGGUGGGCCGUCAUCCCGCGCUCCAAGUGGCCCGAGGGCCUCGAGGAUGCGAUCGCCCCGCUGUGGCACGAGCCGCACGGCGACCGACAGAGCGAGGUCGCGCUCGUCUGGCCCGACGACGCCGCCGAGGGCCGCUGCACGCCCUCCGCGCUGCACGCGGCGCGCGAGCGCUGGUUUGCGACGCUCGAGGCGUGCGUCAUGAAGCCGUCGGAGGACGAGCUGCCGCUGGACGAGUUGGACGAUCCGUUUGCGGACGCGUGGGCGCCCGUGCUGCGGGAGGCGGCGGAGCAGGAGCGCUUGGCCAAGAUCGCCGACGACUCCUACUACGUCCUAGCUCCUACUCCUACAAACGUGUUCGCUGAGUUCCGUUUCAUCACCUAA
Molecule: messenger RNA, 723 nt
Organism: Emiliania huxleyi CCMP1516
Lineage: Eukaryota; Haptophyta; Isochrysidales; Noelaerhabdaceae
Exons: 4
Coding region: 1-723 (240 amino acids)
Source: RefSeq, a predicted model, not a curated record